Messenger RNA from Hyalella azteca, 2528 nucleotides. RefSeq lists its product as uncharacterized. The transcript has 3 exons. The coding region runs from base 1380 to 2528 and encodes 382 amino acids. The record is from RefSeq and is a predicted model, not a curated record. NCBI's taxonomy places the organism in Eukaryota, Metazoa, Arthropoda, Malacostraca, Amphipoda, Hyalellidae.
CCGAAAAAAGCUACUAGAGGAAGUGGAAUUUCAAAGUGGCUGCCACUCACUGAACCUUGCAUUCUUCUCGUGUACAAACUAGACCAUAGAGCUCAGCUGCUUCAGGUACAAUGUCCUGCAUCUCUAGUGUAGUUAUUUGCUUCAUUCAAAUAACUUUUAUUUGCAAUUUUAUUUGCAAAUAACUAAAAAUAACAUCCUCGGUAUCCUUGAGUCCUAGGCAGACAUCAGCCGAUUAAUGUUGUAAAUUUGGUCACCUCCAAUGUUUGGUUUGCUCUGAAAUUAUUUUUUAAAAAUAUCAUCUUGAGUAACAACUGUCCCCAUAAAAAUAUCAUCUUGAAUGAUGAAAUAGAAAUUUGAUUUUGAAUAUGUAAAUUCUGAAAUUCAUUUAAGAAAAUCUUCUGCAAUUUAAUUAUAAAUUAGAUUGAGGAACGUACAAGGCUACAUUCUACACGUGUCGAUAUUGGUUCAACAAUGCGAGUACAAAUCUAAUUUUAGUUGUAUGUAUUACGUCAGCUGUAAGUGACUCGACAAUAACACCAUUAUUUCUGACAUUGUUGAAAGUUUGUGACUCGUGUGAUGUGUCAAAAUGUAAUUAUACCUGAAUUGUGUCACUGAUAUAAAAAACUUGAACAUUUCAUAAAACAAAGUAACCUUUGAGUCAUCUGCAAGUUGAAAAAGUUAGCAGUUUAUGGAAAUUAUUUUUUACAUGGCAGCUACAGCAUUGUUAUCUUGUUUUCCUCAUUUAAAGCAUUGAAGUGAACUAAAAUUUGAACUUUUUAGGGUAUUAAAGUGAAGACUUAGGGUAUAAAAGUGCACGCAAUGAUCUCAGCCCAAGUAUACAAACUUUUACUGCCGACCAAUGAACAUGUUUCCAACAGCUGUUGUCCUACUCAGGGUGAAGUGUUCAACAUCUCCCAUUAACCAAGUUGUUGAUUAAGUAUCAACAAUUGUUAAUUAGUUAUCAAGACAAUAACAUUGACAGUUGAAAGAUUCCCCAUCAACCAUUGUACAAACAACCCAGGAUCUCAGCCGACGGAUGACAUCUUGAAGUUUAUUGGAUGUUUCUUUAUAAUGUUUCAUGUAGACAUGAAAUAUUGUAUUGUGUAAAAAAUCCAUUGGAUUACGUUAACUUAAAAUAAUCUGUUUUUAUGAUAAACAUUGUUUAUAUGAUUGCUGGAUUUGACAUUGAAAAAAUUAUCAAGUGAAGAGACUGACAAAAAUUUAAUUUUGAAUAGUCGUGUGUCAAUGAAUGGUCCCGAACUUGAUAGUUCCUUUCUAUUGAUAACUACUCUGCGUUAAAGACUUAACUAUGAUGCUAAACUAUUGAUCAUAGUUUGCUCAAUGAUGUUAGUAGCUGUGGUGGUAUUAGGUGCGGCAAGAUGGUGCUGGUGCAAAUGGUAGUGACUGCUGGUAGUGCAGGUAGUGUUUCAACUACCUCUGUGUCAUUGGUGGGUGCUUCAAAAGACUCGGUUUCUGCUACACAUUUUAGUGCGUCAAAAGACUUUGGUGGGUCAAAGGACGCACUUCCUACACAUUUUAGUGGGUCAAAAGAAGCACUUCCUACACAUUUUGGUGGGUCAAAAGACGCACUUUCUACACAUUUUGGUGGGUCAAAAGACGCACUUCCUACGCAUUUUAGUGGGUCAAAAGACGCACUUCCUACGCAUUUUAGUGGGUCAAAAGACGCACUUCCUACGCAUUUUAGUGGGUCAAAAGACGCACUUCCCACAAAUUUUGGUGGGUCAAAAGACGCACUUCCUACACAUUUUAGUGGGUCAAAAGACACACUAUCCGCACAGUUUGGUGGGGUUCAGUCCACUCAACCACAACAAUUAUCAGACCAAGCCAAGUUUGGCGAGCCAAGCUUGAGUCAGAACAAGUCGUACAUCCAGAGACCUUCAUCCACGGGUUAUUCUUUGGCUUCUCGGUCAAAGUCAUCGUAUUCAAACGUGUAUAAAAACACACAAACACACAAGACUCAAAUUCCUGUGUUAAAAAGCUCCGAUGUUCCAAAUGUUGUGAAAAUAAAACCCAAAAGUUUACCCCUCCGAGAAGAUUCAAGAUCAACAAAAGGAAACUUAAUGAACGCAAACGAAAACAACUUUGUUGGCGGCGACCGACUUUACGGUGGCAUUAGUUGUGUUAAAACAGAGCUUGGUGGAGCUAAUAUACAGUUCUUGAGUGGUAAUUUUAGUGAUGAUGGUAACAGAACUGCUGUGAAUGAUGGCAGUGAUAUCAAAUCAGUGAGGAACACGGAUAUUUUCCGGAGCAACAUGGCGGAGUUUGGGCGUAUGAGUGGAGGACUUGCAGGACGUGUCGACCCGGCGCAGCAGGACAUGCUCAGUCUCCAGGAGAUUAUUGAGGCCUCUGUGAGCUGUGAGAGCAGUGCAGCUGUUAACCACAUCCUAGAGCAGGUGCAGCAGCUGUUAUCACUGCAGUUGUUAUCAUUGUUCUCCCUGUUCUCCUCAGCUGUGCUGAGGCUGCAACCGCUGCAGACUCAGCAGCGCUGGCCCUGCACGACUCACUGA